AUGUUCCAUGGGCCCAGACCAAUGUUUCAUGGGAACCAAGAGGCGUUCGAUGUGUUACACACGCAUGAGCAUCGUAGCGAUCACGGUCCGGACGGAGAACGGAUGCUAAUGGAAAAUAAGCGAAUGAUCGGUCGUGAGAUGAAAUAUCGUCCGGGUGACCAGUACACGAAAGAUACUGGGAACGGACGGUGGAAGAUGUUCGGGCACGAGGUUCAAAAAGCGCAUAAGGAUCAUUCGAAACUGUAUGUGAUCCCGGAACGACCAUUUCGAUUGCAUGUUGGUGACGGUGAUCAUUAUGGGAUUCCGACCAGUCAUCACACAGACUAUGAAAGUUAUAAACAAGGAGACUGGUUGAAAACUGGUGGUUGGCAUGAUGGUGAUGCUGGGGAUCAUUAUCGUGCUGCGGGUCACGGGGCUUUCCCUUAUGAGAGAAACUAUCGAAGAGGAAAACCCACCAUGGCCUAUCGGGAACCCCAAAUCCGAUAUCACAAUGCGUACGAUUCCGGCGAGUGGCGACCGUUCUAUGAAAAGCAAAAAUACAAAAACCAUAUACAUCGCAACCGUUCACCAACAAUAGGGAAAAGGCGAGGCAAAGGCCAAAGCUAUCAAAGU
Messenger RNA from Echinostoma caproni, 612 nucleotides. The record is from the annotation of a GenBank genome assembly. Lineage: Eukaryota; Metazoa; Platyhelminthes; Trematoda; Plagiorchiida; Echinostomatidae.